Molecule: messenger RNA, 1855 nt
Organism: Gymnodraco acuticeps
Lineage: Eukaryota; Metazoa; Chordata; Actinopteri; Perciformes; Bathydraconidae
Product: ceramide synthase 5-like
Exons: 10
Coding region: 188-1336 (382 amino acids)
Biological process (GO): ceramide biosynthetic process
Cellular component (GO): membrane
Molecular function (GO): DNA binding; sphingosine N-acyltransferase activity
Source: RefSeq, a predicted model, not a curated record
UUGACUCACAAACCAGAAGUGAUACUCUGUUCUUGGUGCAAACAGCAGGAGGAGAGGAGGAGGAAACAUCACCGCAGAGGGUUUCAGUUUAAAUAUCCUAAGCCGCCAGAUGUUCAACAAGUAACUUUCACGGUUUCACGGUUGAUUCACCUUAUUUGUCUGAUCUCGAGUAUUUUCCUGCUCCCCGAUGACUUCCUCUAUUUUAGACUGGAUUUGGAGUGAGAGUUUUUGGCUUCCCCAAAAUGUUACAUGGGCGGACCUGGAGCGCCCACCACCUGGUGAGGAGUAUCCCCGAAUGAGAGACAUACUAUAUGCUCUACCUCUGGCUGUUUGCGUUUUUCUACUAAGAAUGCUUUUUGAAAGGCUAGUGGCCAAACCCUGUGCCCAAAUACUUCAGAUUCAGGCGGGAGUGCCUCGACAAGCUCAGCCCAAUGCUGUCCUGGAGAAGGUGUUUCAGUCCAAAGCGUGUCCAGACACGAGGACAUUGGAGGGACUCUCUAAGCAGAUGGACUGGGAUGAACGGAAAAUUCAGAGAUGGUUUCGGGUCCGUCGAAACCAAGACAGGCCAAGUGUGCAGAAAAAGUUUUGUGAGAGCAUGUGGCGAUUCACCUUUUACUUGGGGAUUUUCAUCUAUGCAAUUAGACAUUUGUGGGUGUCGCCUUGGAUGUGGGACACCAGAGAAUGUUGGUACAACUAUCCAUUCCACCCUCUGAGUGCUGGACAGUUCAACUACUAUGUAGCUGAGCUUGCUUUCUAUUGGUCCCUGAUGUUUUCCCAGUUCAUAGACAUCAAACGAAAGGAUUUCAUUAUCAUGAUUGUCCAUCACCUGGCCACCAUCUUCCUCAUCACAUUCUCCUAUGCCAACAACAUGCUAAGAGCUGGCACUUUGGUCAUGUGUGUGCACGAUGCAUCUGACAUCUUUCUCGAGGCGGCCAAACUGGCCAACUACGCCAAGUACCAGAGGCUAUGCGACGGCCUGUUUGUGGUGUUCAGCAUAAGCUUUUUCAUCACUCGACUUGUCAUCUACCCUUUCUGGGUUGUUUACAGUGUUCUGGUUGAGAGUUGGGAGAUUGCGGGGCCGUACCAGGCCUGGUGGUUACUCAACGGGUUGCUAUUGGUGCUGCAGACUCUUCACAUCAUCUGGUUCUACCUCAUUGCUCGCAUCGCCAUCAAAGCUAUAUUCAAGGGAAAGGUGGCUAAAGAUGACCGCAGUGACAUCGAGAGCAGCUCGGACGAGGAAAUUGAUUCCAGUUCCGGUAAAAAUCCCAGUCAGACUCUGAAUCCAAAGGACAACAAUCACACUGUGAAUCCUAAUGGAGACACUCAUGACCACUGAGUCCCAUGAGGGGAUCAAUUCCAGUGGCUUUUAUUCACCUGCUGCGGGCCUGCGUGACCCACCUCGUCACAUUGACCUCCUGAAAGACUUUUUUUUGUUCAUCCAAAAACAUUUGCUGUCGUUCCAAUGGAGAAUGGACUCGGACACAGAGGAACUUUGUGUGUGGAAUAAAGACUUAGCGCUGUCUUACUGAGUCAAGUUUACACUGUGUGAGGUUUACAUCUGUUUUUUGCUUACAGGAGUGGACAGAGAAAUGUGUGUGGUCUCUCUGCACUUUGCUGUGUGUGUGUGUGUGUGUUUGUUUGUGCGUGUGUAUACAAAGUAAUGAAAUUGAAACAAUGUCAACACUGCUAUUGUCAAGAAGCGUUUUCUACAUUUUAUUUGUGAAAAUGGUAAUAUAUUUACAGCUGAAAAAAGAAAUCACUGCAAUCUGCCUUAUUGAAAAUACUGCUUACUCUAAGCUAAAGAUCUCUCUUAAAAUGCCAAAUAUUUCUUAAUAAAAGACAAUGUAUCAGUGAA